Molecule: messenger RNA, 1297 nt
Organism: Drosophila bipectinata
Lineage: Eukaryota; Metazoa; Arthropoda; Insecta; Diptera; Drosophilidae
Gene: Sar1
Product: Secretion-associated Ras-related 1
Biological process (GO): vesicle organization; endoplasmic reticulum to Golgi vesicle-mediated transport; membrane organization
Cellular component (GO): COPII vesicle coat; endoplasmic reticulum exit site
Molecular function (GO): GTPase activity; GTP binding
Source: RefSeq, a predicted model, not a curated record
AGCCUUCGAGUUUGUGGUAAAAAAUAUACAAAGCUAAUCAAUUCGCACAGGGGUCGUUUAUCCGCAGCGACCAACAUCUAGCGCAGCAGCUCUCUUCCCCCCACAAAAACAACAACACACACACUCAGCUACUUCGGAGCUACCACUAACCACCCCGCAACCAAAACCAAAAAGAAAACAGGACACACGCCAAGAUGUUCAUCUGGGACUGGUUCACCGGAGUGCUGGGAUACUUAGGUCUGUGGAAAAAGUCUGGCAAACUGUUGUUCCUCGGCUUGGAUAAUGCUGGCAAAACCACACUGUUGCACAUGCUCAAAGAUGAUAAGCUGGCUCAGCAUGUGCCCACCCUGCAUCCAACAUCUGAGGAGCUGUCGAUUGGCAACAUGCGCUUCACCACAUUCGACUUGGGUGGCCACACUCAAGCACGCCGAGUCUGGAAGGACUACUUCCCCGCCGUGGACGCCAUCGUGUUUUUAAUAGACGCCUGGGACCGCGGCCGAUUCCAGGAGAGCAAAAACGAGCUGGAUUCGCUGCUCACGGAUGAGGCACUGUCCAACUGCCCCGUGCUCAUAUUGGGCAACAAAAUCGACAAGCCCGGUGCAGCCAGCGAGGAUGAGCUGAGAAAUGUGUUUGGGCUGUAUCAGCUUACAACCGGCAAGGGAAAAGUGGCUCGUGCUGAUCUGCCUGGCCGCCCAUUGGAAUUGUUCAUGUGUUCCGUACUGAAGCGACAGGGCUACGGUGAAGGUUUCCGUUGGUUAGCGCAGUACAUUGAUUAAGUCAGAAUUAACUACCACCAACCACCAACUCCAUAAUUCAAAACACACAAAAAAUCGACAAACCGAGAUAUGUUUCCUCCAAAAUUUGUAAUACCGACGAAAGAGAUGAACCAACUGAACCCGAGAACCUUAAGCAAAACGAAGCUGCGUGCGCAAUUUCUAAUUUAUACAAAAACACAAUUACAAAAUACUUCAUAAUACUUCAAAUGUACAUCUGUAAUUAAACAAGACACUGUUUAAUCCAGCCACAACACAACAAAAAACAGAAAAACGCAAGCAAAAAAAACAAAACAACAUCAAAAAAUGUAAACAUCUUUUCUAUCUAGAAGACCAUCAGGAUGAUGAGGAGACGAGGAUGAAAAGAGUGCGCAAGGGAAAACUUUUAAUCAUAAUUAUGAAUAACAAAUUGUAGCAAAUUAAAGGUGAUUUAUUUAAGAGCAUGUGCUUUCACUACCGAGACACGCUGUUCCAUAAAUAAAAUUUAGCUAUCUACCUUUUAUUUAAAAAUUUCUAAUUGUAAA